GUUCAACAAACCGAUCAUGUCACAGAAAUGUGCUGUUUCAGUUAUUCAACGAUACGAUAUACCAUUCAUUUAUCGUCAGCGAUAGAGUUCGUUGUCGGUUAACCAAAUCAUCCAAUAAUUUUGUCAGUCGCGUGCAUUUCACGGUGUACGAACAUUUUAUUGUUUUCCAAUGAAAAUGUGAACAACUUUUUCCAUUAUUGAAAAUGUAAGCGGAAAUCUCCACGGAUUUCAUUUCGACGAACAGUUUCAACUAGAUUGUGAAGUGCAUUCAUGGCUUUUUUUUUUGUUUAAAUCAUGCAUGCAAUCAUUCGAGAGAAAAAAAACGCUAUUGAUGCAACGACAAAUAUUGUUUGUUUGAAAUUCAAACUGUAUGAAUUGAGCUAAAGUGUUUUUGAUUCCGUAACUGGAUGUUUUUCGCAAAUAUUUGUAGUCUCAGUGAAAUUGAGACGAAAGAGAAAGCAAAAUUUGUGAUGGGAUUAAUUUUAUGAAUUUUUUCGGUGAAUUUCCUUAACCUAUCGAACAGGAUCUAUAUAAAGGAAGACAAAAAAAAUAACCUUGAACAUUUGACAUUGGUAAUAAACAGUGUUUAUUUAACACCUGGUUCUUUCAUAACUCAAGUUAAAUGGUUCAUUUGAUUGUGGUUUUAAAGAGAACAUCACCUCAUGCUAAUCAUGCUAAUACAGGUUUAAAAAGUGGGCCAAAGUGAAUGCGGUUGAAUUAAUGGAGAUUUAAUGAUCCAUCAUCAUAUUUCUCUGUGGUUUUAAAAUGGAUAAAUAUUGUGCGUGAUCCAAAUAGACCAAGAAAAAAAAAUCGAGUGAAUGCAAAGGAAAAGUGGAACGAACCGUGAAGAAAAAUUUUAAUUGCGGAAAUCCGACGAGAGAACCACGCUAUAAAAAGGAGUAGGAACAUCAGUGUGGCUGAGUAUACAAUCGUUUAGAUCUUUGAAAAGAGGGCUCCUUUCGUACGUGAUCACGCACCAUCAAGCACAAGGCAAACUAUAUCAUUUCAACAUUUUAAUCACGUACGUAUUGAAGCAUCAAACAGUUGGUAGGCCAUUGUCUCGUUUCACUCACCCGAACAAACAAAGACGAUUGCAUGAUACAGAGGAUCAAACUUUUUGAAAAUCCUAUUCACGACACUGUUUCAAACAAUUCUUGUAAAACUGGCGUGGCUGGCCCAUUUCAUACGAGCAUAAAUCAAGAAAGUCUAAUCAACACAGCCCACAUCAGAUUUUAACGGAGCAAAAAUUUUGGCGCGUAAAAGAUCAUCGCACGGAGCCAAAAAUGGGAUCGUUUAAUAUGGUGUUUAAAGCAAAUAGAUGCGAUAAUGAGACUAAUCACGAAAACACAUUCGGCGUAUCAUAAAUUAACCGAAGAAGUCAUUCGACCAAAACGAUUACGGACUAGAAAAGUCGACCGUUACAUGCACACACGCCGUUCCAGCUGCGAUAAGUGGACCGCACAAGCGUCCGCCUGAGAGAUUCUUAAAAACCAUCUAAAGUCGCCAGCGGCAAAAGGAAGAGGAGAACACAAAAAAUUAAUGAAAAUGCGAUAUAAAGUGAAUUUUCAUGUUUUGCUGUAUUUUUUGAGUAGCUGUUGGACAAUGAUGGGGAGCCAAGUACCGAACCUUUUGAAUCACGGCGAUAGCAAAACCAGCAGCAGCAGCAACACUACCACUACCACCACCACCAAUGACACAACAGAAGCAAACACAUUUUUAAUAAAUGUGAAUAAUAAUAGUAAUCACAGCAACGACGAAAAAGCAGCAUUUGAGCACACAACACAUUUAGCUAGCACUAACGAUAGGAUUGCCACUGCACUUGCAACGAAUAAUGAAACGAAUCACACUAAAAUCCAAACGACAAAUGGAAAUUACAGCGAGGAAUUACGCGGAUCAACACAAGCGCUGGAAUCGGAAGUGACGGAAACGCACCAAUUCAAAUCAAUGUCAUCGAUAAAAGAGGCGUUGAUGUUGGUAUCGCCUUGGCCCCCACCAGUUGUCGCAAAUCAAUUGAACAACAAGUAUUUCGUUAAUCAAGUGCAAUCAAAUUUGAGCACUACACUGCUGGACUCUAAUCAUUCGGCUACAUCGAAUGGCCAGGGUAUUGUUGAGACAUCAACGGUCGCAACAAUUCAAGCAGCUGUUGGUGCCAAUAAAUAUUUUGUUAGCAAUGUUUCAUUAUUAUCGAUAGAGGACGUGACACAGAGCUCAUCAACAUUAUCGUCGUCAUCGUCGUCGUCGUCGUUGUCUAAAUCACGUUUUAAAGCAACUGUAAAUCCAUUGUCUGCAUCGAAUAAAAAUAAAACCGUUCAGCAGCAGCAUCAUCAUCAUCACGGCAAGACAAAUGGUUCGGCACCGAGCAGUCGUACUCACUUUCAAAUCGCACAAAAACAGUUGACUCUAUCCAAAAAUAUACGUACCGAACCGCCACCAAUGCUGAAUCACAUACUUGAUUCACUGUCUGUGUCGAACAGCAAACAUCUUCAUCACGAUCAUCGAUAUGGACCACAUUUUGAGGAUAUACCAACCAUUGGAAACGUUACGAAUAUCACAGUGCCCAUUGGAAAUGCUGUUUAUCUUAAUUGCCGGAUCAGCUUAUUGCAAGAUAAAACCGUAUCAUGGGUGCGACGGAAGCCGGGUGAAAGCGGACUUGAAUUGCUGACGGUGGGUAAUCAAACGUAUUCGGGCGAUAGCCGAUACAAAAUCGAAUUUCAGUAUCCAAACAACUGGAAGCUCAAAAUUGAAUCAGUGGUUCGUGAAGAUGAGGGCACAUAUGAAUGUCAGAUCAGUACGUACCCGCCCCGUGUUAUACAAAAGAAUAUAUUUAUUAUUGAUCCAAAGGUGGUCAUUAUAGACGAAGAGGGUUCAGCUCUGCAAGAUAAAUACUAUGAGGUGGAUUCAACGCUGCAAUUAUCGUGCAUUGUGCGAAAUGUGAAAAUGAUGUCGAGCGCAGUUUACUGGAGUCACGGAGAGCGCAUUCUUAACUAUGAUGUCGAAAGAGGUGGUAUUAGUGUUAAGACAGAAAUCCUGGAUAAAGGUGCUAAUUCAUCGUUGCUCAUUGCCAAGAUAAAUAAGGCGGAUUCGGGUAACUACAGCUGCUUCAUAAAUGCAACACAUGAAUACACGGUUUCGGUGCAUGUACUGAAUGGAGAAAGCUUUGCGGAAUUGCAUCAUGGAAACGGAGCAAUAGCAGCUAUGAAGCACGAUUUGUCGACUGAGCUGCAUAUAUUCUUGUUGAUUUUAUUGAAUGUUAUUUGGUUUUAUGUGCAGCAAGCACACGGCAGAUAACUGAUGUCCGGGCAUCAGGCGUAACAUUGUAUCGCCUACCGUACGCACACACAUACAACUCACAUCAGCAUACACACACAGACACACAGCACACUAACCCAUUUUGAAUAGAUGUUUUCGUAAUUUACCGCAUCAAAAUUGCUAUUUUCAAUCUCGAAGCGUACGUUGAUGAAUCUUCUCUCGUUCGAUGUUUGAUCCGGGGGAUUUUGGGUGUGCAAAUAAGCACAAAAUUGUCGAAAUCAAGUGUGAAUGUGCUCAAGGUGCAUGGAACGAGAUUAUUUGUGAAAUGUACCACACGAGAACCAAUGGCCGAGACCCGGGACAGACAUCAUGUUCGGUAUCUUGUUUAAUUGUAAUAAGCCCGACUGACAUGGCCUACAAUUCCACAAUGCAAGUUGCGAACCGAACCGGAGUUGAGACAAACAUGAAUUUAUUUCGAAAUUGAUUUCGAUGGGUAAAUUAGUAGAUAGACGAUAUGUGUUGUGCGCUGUGUGUAAGUUGCUACAAAUAUAGCAGGACAACGGUGAGUGUGUAUUUCAAAGUGAAUUCCGAAUUUACUAAACACGAUGAUGGCACGAUUUUGUGAGACACACAUUUCUUGGUCAGUGUCACGCAUGCCAAACAAAAACCUCUAAUUUCAACCGCAGAAUAUUCAUUUCUGUACCGCUUUUUUGUGGCAACGGCACCGGCAACAUCAACAGUAGCAGCAGCAGUGUGGCGACGACAGCGGCGACGGAAAAAUCAUUCCCAGUCGAACGACAACACUUCGUCCGUGUAUGUGUGCGCGCGUGAACUCGACACAAUUCGAAAAACAAUUUCAAACAUUUUGUAUAACAUUUGUUGGUUUUUCGACAAACAACAUCAAUUAGUAUUUAAAUGAAGUUUUUGUAAGAUCGAUUCGGGGCAAAUUGUAAAUGGUACAAAUGAAUAAUAACCAAAUUCAUUCCGAAUGUUACUCUAUAUCGCUGCUGUAAACAGUAUGAACAUUCAUUUUGUUUAGAUUUUAUUUUUAUUUUUCAUCUUAUUUUUAGUCCGAUUCAGUUUUGUAAAUAAUUUGACAUUCGUUGGAAAUUUGUGUAGCUAUUUCAAUUCUCUACGGAUAAUCACAAUGAUAUCGAGGGACGUACCAUAUAUCUAUAGAGCAAAAAUAACUUAUCAUGAAUAUGAUUAUCGAGGGACAACAUUGAAAUUUGUUGCAAAGAAAAAAAACACAGAGAAUAAAGCAUAAGAAGAAGAAGAAGAACGCUAAGUUAUUAACUACUCAAAAUACGUUAAUUCACUUGAUCAUAAAUUUAUGAAGAAAAAAAAAUACACACAAUAAUUAGAAAGCGAAGUAAAUAAAUAAAAAGGUACCAUGAAUAAAAGAAGAAACCAAAUAAUGUCUAAAAUUAUCUUAAGAUGAACUUUUAAAAUCCCGACGAAAACUUUUCGUUUCAGCAGGUUUUUGCAUCGAAUGAAUUUUACAUAUAUUUCAUUUUCUUCGCAUUUCCCUGAAAAGAAUUUCCCUUGGUAUUAGGAGUAAAAACCCGAAUCACGUUUCUUCUGUUGUAAUUUAAACAUUGAUCGAUGCUUUCGAACAACGAACCAAAUGGAAACAUUAGAGAUAAUGGAAAUGUGUCAUCAAAAUGUAUUUGAUUUUACGGGCACAGAAUCUGUGCCACAAAUAUGUGAUAGUUCAUUUCAAAUAUGUACUUGCUCUCGUUUAGUUUUUUUUUCUCUAUUUUUAUUCUUUUUCAGUCUGUUUUCAAUUGAAUUUUAAAUGAAUAAAACGUCGUCACAAGUGAAA
Messenger RNA from Sitodiplosis mosellana (orange wheat blossom midge), 5074 nucleotides. RefSeq lists its product as uncharacterized. The coding region runs from base 1540 to 3288 and encodes 582 amino acids. Gene Ontology annotation, biological process: synapse organization. The record is from RefSeq and is a predicted model, not a curated record. The transcript has 8 exons. NCBI's taxonomy places the organism in Eukaryota, Metazoa, Arthropoda, Insecta, Diptera, Cecidomyiidae. Gene Ontology annotation, cellular component: neuron projection membrane.